GGGCAGCCCCGGGGCCGCUCCCCGCCUCGGGCCGGCAGCGCCGCGAUGGAGCCUCCCGCGGGGUUCGCUUGCGUCCUGCUCUGCUGCGCGCUCUGCCUGCCCGCCGCUGCCCCGCGGCGUCCCGGGCACAGAGAUCCCAUUCUGAGGAAUAUAGAGGAGUACAGCCUUGUCAUCCCCACCAGCACCGACUCAGAGGGCAGGUUCCUAUCCCAUCUGGUGUCCGGACCGCCAAGAGCACGCUUCAGGAGAGCUGCGGACGACUUGCAACGUGAAGCAGCAAAUGAGCAAAUAUUUUAUAAUGUCACUGUUUUUGGAAGAGAGUUUCACUUCAGGUUGCGGCCAAACUCCAGGCUCGUGGCCCCUGGAGCAACAGUUGAAUGGCAGGAGGACUCGGAUGAGACUCGCAUCGAACCUCUCUAUGGGAAUUGCCUCUAUGUUGGGGAUAUCACUGAUCUGCCAAAUGCUUCAGUUGCUAUCAGCAAUUGCGAUGGGUUGGCUGGCAUGAUUCGCACGGACAAGGACGAGUUUUUCAUUGAACCUCUGGAGAAGGGGACUCGUGAGGAAGAGGAGGAAGGAGGCAGAACACACGUGGUCUAUCGCAGAGCAGCUGCCAAGAAGCAGCUUCCAAUUGAGGACGCAGAUACUCUGUACAAAGCGCCUAACCUGACUAAUCUGGAUGGUCUCAGUGCACUGAGACUUAUUGAAGAUCGGGUGCACAGACUGAGGCAGCGCCGCCGGAGGCACGCGACGGAUGAUGAUUACAACAUCGAAGUCCUUCUGGGGGUUGAUGACUCAGUUGUUCAGUUCCAUGGGAAGGAACACGUUCAGAAGUACCUGCUGACCCUGAUGAACAUUGUUAAUGAAAUUUACCAUGAUGAAUCCCUGGGUGCUCACAUCAACGUAGUCCUGGUGAGAAUAAUCCUGCUGAGCUAUGGCAAGUCCAUGAGUCUGAUAGAGAUUGGGAACCCUUCUCAAAGCCUGGAGAACGUGUGUCGUUGGGCCUACUUGCAACAGAAGCCAGACACCGGGCAUGCAGAAUAUCAUGACCACGCUAUCUUCCUCACGAGGCAGGAUUUUGGUCCAUCUGGCAUGCAGGGCUAUGCUCCAGUCACAGGAAUGUGCCAUCCUGUUCGAAGCUGUACUCUCAAUCAUGAAGAUGGUUUUUCAUCUGCAUUUGUGGUGGCUCAUGAAACUGGACAUGUUUUAGGCAUGGAGCAUGAUGGCCAAGGAAACAGAUGUGGGGACGAGGUCCGCCUGGGGAGCAUCAUGGCCCCCCUUGUGCAAGCUGCCUUCCACCGCUUCCACUGGUCCCGCUGCAGCCAGCAGGAGCUGAAUCGAUACCUCCAUUCCUAUGAUUGUCUGCGCGAUGAUCCCUUCGAACAUGACUGGCCUUCCCUUCCACAGCUGCCAGGAAUUCACUACUCCAUGAAUGAGCAGUGCCGUUUUGAUUUUGGUUUGGGCUACAUGAUGUGCACAGCUUUUCGUACGUUUGAUCCCUGUAAGCAGCUGUGGUGUAGCCAUCCUGAGAACCCCUACUUCUGCAAAACAAAGAAAGGGCCUCCGCUGGACGGGACCAUGUGUGCACCAGGAAAGCACUGCUUCAAAGGUCACUGCAUCUGGCUGACACCAGACAUCCUGAAACAGGAUGGGCACUGGGGGGCAUGGAGUAAGUUUGGCUCCUGCUCUCGCACCUGUGGCACGGGGGUGAAGUACAGGACACGGCAGUGUGACAACCCACAUCCAGCCAACGGAGGCCGCACGUGCGUAGGGCCGAGCUAUGAGUUCCAGCUCUGCAACACUCAGGAUUGCCCCAAGGACUUUGAGGAUUUCAGAGAGGAGCAGUGCAGGCAAUGGGAUCCAUACUUUGAGUACCAGAACACGAAGCACCAUUGGCUGCCCUAUGAGCAUGUUGAUGCCAAGGAAAGGUGCCACCUGUAUUGCGAAUCCAAGGAAACAGGGGAUGUUGUGUACAUGAAGAGGAUGGUCCACGAUGGGACCCGCUGCUCCUACAAAGACGCUUACAGCAUCUGCGUGCGGGGAGAAUGCUUGAAAGUUGGGUGUGACAGGGUCAUAGGAUCCACGAAGCAGGAAGACAAAUGCGGUGUUUGCGGAGGAGAUAAUUCCCACUGCAAAGUGGUGAAAGGAACGUUUUCAAGAGUACCAAAGAAACAAGGGCACAUUAAGAUGUUUGAAAUUCCUGUUGGGGCAAGACAUUUACUUAUACAGGAAUCAGACGCCACCAGUCAUCAUCUCGCAAUUAAAAAUCGUGAUACAGGAAGAUUCAUUCUAAGUGAAGACAACUACGUGCCAGACUCUAAAGUAUUUAUUGACAUGGGUGUGGAGUGGGAAUAUCGGAAUGACGAUAAUAGAGAAACCGUGCAGACCAUGGGGCCUCUGCGUAAUGGAAUAGUUAUUCUGGUGAUUCCCCAUGGUGGUUCCAAGAUAUCUCUGACUUACAAGUACAUGAUCCAUGAAGAUUCUUUGAACGUAGAUAACAAUAAUGUUUUGGAAGAAGACUCAGUAUCGUAUGAAUGGGCUCUGAAGAAGUGGUCCCAGUGUUCAAGACCUUGUGGAGGAGGCUUCCAGUUCACAAAGUACGGCUGCCGGAGGAAGACGGACCACAAGAUGGUUCAUCGGAGUUACUGCGAGCUCAUCCAGAAGCCGAAGCCCAUUCGCAGGGUGUGCAACCUCCAGGAGUGCUCACAGCCCAUAUGGGUUACAGGAGAAUGGGAGCCUUGCAGCAAAAGCUGUGGGAAAACAGGAUACCAAGUGCGAUCCGUGCGAUGCAUCCAACCCCUGCACGACAACACGAAUCGCUCUGUGCACACCAAGUACUGCAACAACGACCGCCCAGAGGGCAGGAGGCCUUGCAACAGGGAGCUUUGUCCAGCACAGUGGAGAACAGGACCCUGGUCACAGUGCUCUGUCAGCUGUGGCAAUGGCACGCAGGAUCGCCCGGUCCUGUGCCGAACCAGGGACAACGCCAUCGGCCUUUGCAAAGAAGCUAAACCAGAGAACGUAAGGAUUUGCAGACUACCUCCGUGUCCAAGAAACAUUUCUGAUCCUUCAAAGAAAACCUACAUGAUACAAUGGCUGUCGAGACCUGAUCCAGACUACCCUAUCCAGAAAAUAUCUUCAAAAGAUCAUUGUCAAGGAGACAAGUCAAUGUUUUGCCGCAUGGAAGUUCUCUCUCGGUACUGUUCAAUCCCUGGUUACAAUAAGCUCUGUUGCAAGUCCUGUAAUAUGUACAACAACGUAACAGAGGAAGGCAACGCAACAGAUUCUAACGCAAAUAAGAAUAACGUCAUUGAGGAGGAGCUCUUGACAACCCUCAGCCCUCUCACGGGAGCUUCCACCACACAACCUGCCACCACCAGUCCUCCUCCUGUUUCCAAACCCCACGUGCCUCCUUCCAAUGCCACUGACGAGCACCCCGAAAUUAACGCGGUGGACGUGCCCUAUAAAAUCGAUGGGCUGGAUAACGAAGUGUCACAGCACAACAUCAUCACACAGAGGAGGAUACCUUACGAAAGGACGAGGAAUCAAAGGAUCCAGGAGCUGAUUGCUGAGAAAAGGAAAAAAGAGACUCUCAGAAAAAUAAACUAAAAUGGAAAUAGGGCACAAACAUUUUUCUCUUAUAGAGAUGUUACCAACAUCGUAGUAUUGCCCAUGUCAUAGAGACUGAAAAUGGGGAAAAAUCAAAGUGGUGCUAUGGCAGAGAUGCCAAAGUCUAAAGCCUACUAUAAAUGGAAAGGACAGAUUGUUUUGUAAGUGCUAAUCUGAACACUUUGACGGCUAGGAUUCCAGGGUACAGGAGACUGUUAGUGCAAUAUCAUGACAGCAUUUCACUGAAUCCCAACAAACCUUAAUACCUAGGUCAGGUUAGCAGGUUUUCUGUUUAUGGGCUACUUUAUGUCUUCUAUGGCUGCGUAAAACUUCUUGGGAGCGGUAAUGCGAGUUACAUUUAGGAUGGAGGAAAAUGGUCCCGAGACAUUAAGAACCCCUUUAAUCCUGACAAGCAGGUGGUCAGCAAUCCUGUGAUGCUUCCACGCAUUGCGCAGAGCCAGGCGCUAACCCAGCUCCGGUUCAGGAAGGUGCUUAAGGACGAGCCACACCACGCUCAGCUGCCUUAGGCAAAGCUGCAGCUGGGCACGUACUUACGUAGCUUUCCUAACCAGGACUCUGUAAGAAAAUAUAUAGAAAAUUCUGUAGCCAUAUAUUUAUGUGUAAAUUAAAAACUGGCAACCAGUAGCUUAUGUGUUUCCAUAAACAUUUCAGAGGAUUCUCCUAAAAGUUUGAAUAUACAUGCAGGGCGUUUUGUGUUAGGGCAGGUCCGGCCAACUUGGCCUGCUGGCAGCCCGCUCUUUGUGUUUACAGGUAUCCAUUCAUAUCACGCAGCAGCCUCAGUGACCUUGGUUGGUUGGUGCUUUUUUUGUUACCUGACUUUUUUCUACCCACAAGCUGUUUAAGUUAAAGAUGACUGGAUUCUUGUUGCCUUUUCUUUGGUGCUUUACUAGGAAAAUGUGUUUUUUUCUCUCCCAUAGGACAAGGUUAUUUUUGAGGAAAUAAUUUUUUAAAAAAUUCUCUUCCUUUCCUUCAGACAGCUUUAUUAGCACAGAAGUGAACAACCGUUCCCUGUGCCCUACAUCUAGAUGUUCAUGCAUGUGCAUGCAGUACCAGGUCUGCUGGAAACGUUGAGACGUGGAACCUGAGAACCCUUUGAGUACUUCUUUUCCCCUCAGGGUCAUCAUAGUUUUCACCAGUCAUUCCAGAUUCCUGGUUGGAGAUCAGAAGACAAAAUCAGAUCAGUUGUUUGGUUCUGGGAGCACUCUGGGUGAUGGGGAGGUCGGUGUGAACCAGCCUCUAGCAUCUAUCAUCAGAAUUAUUUCUGCCAUCCCAACAGUGUAGUAAGGAAGGAAAUCAGGCACUGAAGGCUCCGUGCAGGGUCUGUGGAGAGCAGAAGUAGGUGAGGAAAUGGUCCUUUCUCCCCAGCCCGGGACUCUCCCAGUACCAGCAGCGUGCACUGCUGCUCUUCCUUCUGCAGGGGGCAGCUCAGCUUUUCUGAUGUCCCCUAGCUUGGACUCUUCCCUUCGUUUCCUCUUUGCUGGUCAGCCUCCUGCAGAGUCUCAGCUUCCCCAUAUCCUCCUUUUACCAUUCUGCCCUGGUUUGGAUUUUCCAGUCUGAGAAUAAGACCCCAUCCUCCAGCUAUCGCAGUGUCUGCAGCUGCUCCAAGUUUGAAGCAAAGGCAGAUCUAAGCCUCUACACAGCCACAUGGAUGUCAUCAGACACGUCAGAUUUCAAACAGUCUGUAAACUUUACUGCUGCCUAAGAACCUCAGAAGCACUGUACACGUUGUGACCCUGCCUGGGGCAGCCCUGCUUCAUCCAACCACUGUGGCCGAAUGUGCUGGAAAAGGGUCAAGAAAGAGCAGGUUUUGCAGCGCUGGUUGUCAUAAGAAGCCUCGGAAGGCCAAGAGGCUGGUUUAGGAAAAGAGCCUGGCGGAGGGAGCUGAAGCAGAGGAGGGAAGUGUUGAGCAGGUGUGACAUUGAGUCCCUUCGUAUGAGAACUGUGUUGGUGCACUGGUGAGUGUUUAGAAGUCGUACAGGUGGUGCAGAGGUGGGAGUUGCACAGAAGGACACCAGCCGGGAAGCACAGCAGGGCUGAUGCGAUCCUUCCUGCUAAGUGCCCCAGGAGGAGCACACCUGGGGCUGGGCUGACAGCUGGUGGCCAUAGUGAGUAUUUCUCACAUUUCAUGUUUCCUUUACAGGGAUGCUGUUAAACUCAUCUCUUCCCUUUCAUGUUGUUGUCCUGCUUUUAGGUCCAUGGAAAAUUAAAAACAAAACAAAAAGAACAACAAACCCAGGCUUUGUCAUAGAAGUACAUCCAAGCAUAUGAUAAACUUUGGAAAGAGUCCCACCAAACCCAAGGAUGGAGAAGGGUUGGGGCUUGGACUUACGCAAGAGGGAGGGAGGAGUUUGCUCUCUGCUUGGUGCCUGUUUUCCUCUCUGUGACUUUGUGGAGAUCCAUGUUGCCAGCCUACAGAAGCCUGAGGUAAUGCACCUUAUAGCUUCUGGUCUUCCUUAGCAUCAGGAAUAGGCACAGGCAGCCAGGCAGUGUGAAGAAAUGGCAUGUGGGGAAGCACCCACAGCUCAGAUGCUGCCAUACAAGUAGCCUCCUCCUUCCAAAGGACUUUACAGUUGCAUCUCAGUAGCAAGCAGGGCAGGAAUUGGUGCAAUUCAGGUGACCUUUCUGCAAAGGCAAUGAGGAUUCAGAAAGCUGAUUCAAAUUUGGGAACUUAGCUGCGUUGCCUUUUCUGUUCCCAGGCAAACAGACCAAGGGCAAUUUUGCAGAUAAGGUGAAAACUUUGGCUUUGUUUUGGAUGGGGGGCAGCCUCCCAGAAAGCUGGUGCAGUGCUGUGCUCCACCUGGUGAUCGCAGGGGACUCCACACAGUGCUUGGUGCCACCUGCAUUCAGGAAGGUCUCGCUCCUCUUUCAAUCUCACCUUCUUAUUUCUUGCUAUUUUUAAUUCUGUUGAAUAAUUUCCUAGCUGCUAUUUGGGGAAUACUGAAGUGACAUUUGUAGGAGCAGCUUCAGUCUAGAUUGCCCAGACACAGGCUGGCCCAUCUCCUCCUGGAGCAGGAGCACCAGCUGCCUCCUCUUUACAGUCUUGCUGUACAAGGAAAAAAAAAAUCUCUGUACUGGGAAAAAGGCCUUCAUUUCAGGCUGACAUGCAUAUCUCAGAAGAUGUUUUUCAGCAAUUCCCUAGGAUGGUAGUUUCCUAAGAACCUGUACCACUCUUGUACUGGAAAGCAGAGAGUUCAGAACUCUUUUAAGAAAGAAAAAGCAGCACAUGUCAAUAGGUUGGGUAAGCUGGUACUUGUUCCUUGUCACACAGUGAAAAUUUUGGUCAUUUAUUGGUUGGUUGAACUUUGACAACUGCAUCCUCUUUCCUAAAGUGCUGCGAUUGGGAAAGAGCAUCGUCGGCAUAUGUCACCUUUCACCAUUCUGCUGUUGCCUGAGUAUGGCAUUUUGACACAUAAUGAGCAGAUUAGUAUUUUAACUCAUUCCCCAGAAACUAAAGCGAUCAAACGUAAAGUAAACUGAUCUGUACUCCUGCAGAGACUGUCUCAGAGCUCUGAGAACUAAAGCAAACGUACUCCCAUUAAGCAACGCACUUCUGAUAUGCAUUUGCCGAGCCAUACAAUACAUAACUCUCUAAGUUACCAUUUUUCUUCUUGUUUAAGCUUAACAUCCAAGUGUUACCUCCUCACACACAGAAAAAAAAUAAUAAUCUCAAACCAAUUCUGUUGCCUUUGGUUCCAAUCUACUGCCAUUUUUCCACCAACAUUCCUUUACAGAUUUCUGUAAUCCAUUAUGAACGCAUCACUUUUUGUAUUCGUAUAUCCAUGCAAUAUUUAGAAUCUCACAACAUCUCCAUAGAAUGCUUUCAGAUAUUUUGAGAACUUUAUGAAUGGUGCUUUUCCAGUACUCAAAGGGUUUUAUGUUUUAUUUUAGUAACACAUUUAAUGUCGUAUUUACUCACCUACAAUGCAGUAUUAGCUAUGUUCAUCUGAGUAUCUAUAUGCAACUUCCAUUCACUUACAUAUACCUUAACAGAAAAUUGCAAUAAAUAGCCUUUUUUUUGUAUAUUAAAAGUGUAUAUACAAAUUAGAA
Tympanuchus pallidicinctus (lesser prairie-chicken) is the source of this 7674-nucleotide messenger RNA. It is a transcript of the gene ADAMTS2, whose product is annotated as ADAM metallopeptidase with thrombospondin type 1 motif 2. The transcript is spliced from 22 exons. The record is from RefSeq and is a predicted model, not a curated record. NCBI's taxonomy places the organism in Eukaryota, Metazoa, Chordata, Aves, Galliformes, Phasianidae. Gene Ontology annotation, molecular function: zinc ion binding; metalloendopeptidase activity. Bases 46 to 3606 code for a protein of 1186 amino acids. Gene Ontology annotation, biological process: extracellular matrix organization; proteolysis.